AUGUCCUCAGGAUUAAUGACUCAAGAACAUCGUGAAAUCCUAAGAGCCAGUCGAAUGUUACUUGCUCGAAAAUGUCAGGAUCAAAUCUCACCGAUAUGUGAAUGUUUAUUUGAAGCGAAUAUAUUAACAUCAUACCACAAACAAAUAAUCGAAUCUAAAUCGACGGCUUUUGAAAAAGUUUGCACUUUAUUGGAUAUUCUGCCUGAGCGUGGUGAUAGAGCCUUUGAUGAGUUUUGCGAUGCUUUAACAUAUUGUGAAAUAACAGUGGAAAACUUCAAUAGUGGUCGAAAACCGAAAAACUCUAAAGAUAUUAAAAAAGACACAGAAUCUGAAACUAGUCAACAGGAAGGAAUAGCAAUACAAAACGAUAUGGAUCCAAUACAAGAUGAUCUUAAAAGGCCUGAUAUCUUUAUAGAUAUCGCUGAUAAUGCAAAGUCAAUCAAAGUAAUCGAACUUGGUCGAAAGUUACGAUUAUCUAAUAAUGAUGUUGACGAUCUAGCCAAUUCGAAUGGUAACAGAUUUGAUAAGUUUAUUCAUCUGUUGGAGGAAUGGUACUCUCAAUUUGCCUCUGCAGCAACGUUUGAUAAAUUAUUAGAUGCUUUGCGUUCUUGCAAUGAAGUAGUAGUGGCUGAGAAGUUGAAAAAGAAAUACUCUAUAUCAAGCAAAAGUGGAGGUCGAAAACCGAAAAACUCUAAAGAUAUUAAAAAAAACACAGAAUAUUCUUACCUGGAAUUUAAUUACGCACAUAAGCAUCGAAAGACAAUAAAACCUAUCAUCAUCAAAGAUGUUGAUCCAAAGAAGGAUUUGAUAAGUUCAGAUGGCGAGAGAGAUUUCUAUGUUUUAGUUAGUGGUAAGGUCUACACUAAAAUUCUUCGUCAAAAGCAAACAGAUGAUGAAUUCAAGAAAAAAUUAGAGAAACUAUAUGAAAGUAUCGUCAAACCUAAGCCAGAGACCAAAUCGAGUCAACAACAACUUAGCCCUGCGAAAGACGAAGUUGACAAGAUGGAUACAGAAACGGCUCCAGGUAAAUUAUAA
Trichoplax adhaerens is the source of this 1035-nucleotide messenger RNA. RefSeq lists its product as uncharacterized. Gene Ontology annotation, biological process: regulation of apoptotic process; signal transduction. Gene Ontology annotation, molecular function: death domain binding; protease binding. Bases 1 to 1035 code for a protein of 344 amino acids. The record is from RefSeq and is a predicted model, not a curated record. The transcript is spliced from 8 exons. Lineage: Eukaryota; Metazoa; Placozoa; Uniplacotomia; Trichoplacea; Trichoplacidae.